This is a messenger RNA of Cydia amplana, 7229 nucleotides long. RefSeq lists its product as uncharacterized. Gene Ontology annotation, cellular component: chromatin; nucleus. The coding region runs from base 14 to 7207 and encodes 2397 amino acids. Gene Ontology annotation, biological process: negative regulation of transcription by RNA polymerase II; peptidyl-lysine dimethylation. The transcript is spliced from 41 exons. The record is from RefSeq and is a predicted model, not a curated record. NCBI's taxonomy places the organism in Eukaryota, Metazoa, Arthropoda, Insecta, Lepidoptera, Tortricidae. Gene Ontology annotation, molecular function: histone H3K9 methyltransferase activity; zinc ion binding; p53 binding.
AUUUUGUUUUGAUAUGCAAAGGCCCGUGGAUGAAAAGUGCGAGAGCGAGGCCCAAUCCGACCUCGAGCGCUCUAGCAACAUGCUAGCAGCGCCUGACGAUAAUAAGAAGACCGAGCUGGACAAAUCUGACACGACACCGAAGGCAAGUGAAGAGGAUCCGAAACCACGAAUAGUGCUCACAUUUCGCUCCGAAAAGACAGGAACGCGUUCUAGCAACAUGAAAAUAGUUUCAGCCGAAGAGAAACAAGAGGAAAUCUCGCCGCGGCGUUCCACUCGCAUCAGAAUACCCGUUAUGUGGGAUUCUGAAGAGGAGGCAGAAUUUACGUCGCCCAAGAAAGAAAAAGCUGUAAGCAGCGUGUCGGAGAACGAGGAAGCUUCCGACGGGAGCACUCCCAAACGCUCCACACGUCGGAGAAGCAAGGAGUUCUCUGAUAACGUCAUCGCUAACGCCAUAGCUAGGAAGGAGAAGUAUAAUGACCCUGGACCUCCAAAGAGGCCCUCUAGACAAAUAAAACCCACUCCUAAGGUACUAGGGAAUAAAGAGCUGAGGUGGCUGCAGUCUCAGCCGCAUAUUGUUAUAGACAGGUCGGAGGAGGGUGUGAUGACCCGCAGGUCGGCGCGGAGGAAGAGCUUUGAAGCUGUGGAGGAGAAGAAAGUUGGGAAGGUUUUUGAGGAGGAAGAAGAUAUUGAGGCAGAAGAGAUGGAACUGGAAGAAUCCCAGACAGAGGAGACGGAGGUACAAUCAAACAAUGUGAAGAAACUGAAACACCUCUGUGAGCUGGGGCUCCGGGCCAUCAACCCUGCUGCCCUGAGUGACAGCCAGGAGGCUGAAGACAGAGACGAAGACAUGGAAGAACUAGAAGAUGAGGAACUGGACGAAGAGCUCAUCAGCAAACUAGCCGAAGCGGAGACCGGCUCCGACGAGGACGAGGGUGAUGACGACGAGUUCUUGUGCGCCGCGGACGCGUCGUGCGGCGAGAGGCCCCGGAGGUCCACCAGGCUGUGCUCGGGCUAUGGAGAGGAUGAUGAGAUGACAGAAGACGGGAAAUCACAGCCGCGACGCUCAUCAAGGAUACCUAAGAGUGUAGAGUACUUGUCGGACACCGAAAGCAGUAGGAACCCGGCGGGUGCCGAUGAUACGGAGGCUGAAUAUCCGGAUGAAGAGUCUGGUGUCACGGCGACUUGUUACUGCGAGGCGACCAGCAACGUGUACGCCUCGCCUAAAGACUUGGACGCGGAGCCAGUGUUCUGCCAAGCCGUGGAGCUGGUGGACGGGAUCCGCGUGGGCUGCUCGCACAGCGCGCUGCGCACGCCGGCGGGGCUGGCGCCGCUGGUGCGCAGCGGCCCGCGCGCGCCCUACGUGCUCGCGUGCGAGCAGCACAACCGGCAGCUGCGGCUGCACAUGGCGUGCGCGGCCUGCGGCUGCUUCUGUACGCAGGGCGUGUUCUACCGCUGCAACAGGAACCACUACUUCCACGUCGACUGCGGCAUCUCCAACGAUCCCAAACAGAAGCCCGGGUGCCCGCACUGCGGCGUCUACUCCUACCGAUGGCAACCUGUCAAUAGGGAGUGCCGUAGAGUGCGGAUCACCGCUAAAUGCUCCAAUAAGAGGGUGUUCCUACCCGAUCAGAGGGUGCAAUGCACACCAGCAUACCUCGGCUUCUCCACGCUGGACCCCGCGAGCUUAGAACAAGACCCCAUAAUCCCUCCAGAACUACUGCCGACGCUGACGGUGGAUCUCGAGGGUCUGCGGACACGGGACCCUACGGCUACGGACGCGGGGGAUCUCUACCCCGCUAUACUAGCGGGGGCUAAGGCUGACGAACUGUUGCCUAUGAUAGGUGAUGUGAUCGAGGGUCUGCGGACACGGGACCCUACGGCUACGGACGCGGGGGAUCUCUACCCCGCUAUACUAGCGGGGGCUAAGGCUGACGAACUGUUGCCUAUGAUAGGUGAUGUGAUCGAGGGUCUGCGGACACGGGACCCUACGGCUACGGACGCGGGGGAUCUCUACCCCGCUAUACUAGCGGGGGCUAAGGCUGACGAACUGUUGCCUAUGAUAGGUGAUGUGAUCGAGGGUCUGCGGACACGGGACCCUACGGCUACGGACGCGGGGGAUCUCUACCCCGCUAUACUAGCGGGGGCUAAGGCUGACGAACUGUUGCCUAUGAUAGGGUCUGCGGACACGGGACCCUACGGCUACGGACGCGGGGAUCUUUACCCCGCUAUACUAGCGGGGGCUAAGGCUGAUGAACUGUUGCCUAUGAUAGUGUCGUGCCCCGACAUAAACAAGCCGGUGACGGGCGGCGGCGGUGUGGCGCACGCGGCGGCGCGCCGCGGCCACCUGGCCGCGCUGCACCUCGCGCAGUGCGCGGGCGCCAGCCUCGACGCGCAGGACAAGCGCGACCUCACACCGCUCAUGUGCGCCGUCAGAGCGCUCUCCAAAAAGACCCAAUCGAAGCCAAAACACACCGACUCAGACGUGGAAAUGGACGCGGACCCAGAGAGCGAGAAGGAAGACGACAAGAGCGAGACGGGCAGCGACGAGGAGCUGCUCAAGGUCAUACGGUACCUGGUCGCCGCCGGGUGCGACGCCAACCUGCCUGGCCCCGAAGGCAUGACGGCGCUGCACACGGCCGCCCGCUACGGGCACAAGGAGGCGUGCGCCGCCAUCUUGAGCUCGGCGCGGUCGCAGGUCGACCCGCGCGACCACGGCGGCUGGACGCCGCUCGUGUGGGCGGCGGAGCACUCACACGCAGCCGUAGUCAGGUACAGUGUGGCAGGGGGGUACACAGCGCUGCACACGGCCGCCCGCUACGGGCACAAGGAGGCGUGCGCCGCCAUCUUGAGCUCGGCGCGGUCGCAGGUCGACCCGCGCGACCACGGCGGCUGGACGCCGCUCGUGUGGGCGGCGGAGCACUCACACGCAGCCGUAGUCAGGUACAGUGUGGCAGGGGGGUACACAGCGCUGCACACGGCCGCCCGCUACGGGCACAAGGAGGCGUGCGCCGCCAUCUUGAGCUCGGCGCGGUCGCAGGUCGACCCGCGCGACCACGGCGGCUGGACGCCGCUCGUGUGGGCGGCGGAGCACUCACACGCAGCCGUAGUCAGGUACAGUGUGGCAGGGGUACACAGCGCUGCACACGGCCGCCCGCUACGGGCACAAGGAGGCGUGCGCCGCCAUCUUGAGCUCGGCGCGGUCGCAGGUCGACCCGCGCGACCACGGCGGCUGGACGCCGCUCGUGUGGGCGGCGGAGCACUCACACGCAGCCGUAGUCAGGGGUACACAGCGCUGCACACGGCCGCCCGCUACGGGCACAAGGAGGCGUGCGCCGCCAUCUUGAGCUCGGCGCGGUCGCAGGUCGACCCGCGCGACCACGGCGGCUGGACGCCGCUCGUGUGGGCGGCGGAGCACUCACACGCAGCCGUAGUCAGGUACAGUGUGGCAGGGGUACACAGCGCUGCACACGGCCGCCCGCUACGGGCACAAGGAGGCGUGCGCCGCCAUCUUGAGCUCGGCGCGGUCGCAGGUCGACCCGCGCGACCACGGCGGCUGGACGCCGCUCGUGUGGGCGGCGGAGCACUCACACGCAGCCGUAGUCAGGGGUACACAGCGCUGCACACGGCCGCCCGCUACGGGCACAAGGAGGCGUGCGCCGCCAUCUUGAGCUCGGCGCGGUCGCAGGUCGACCCGCGCGACCACGGCGGCUGGACGCCGCUCGUGUGGGCGGCGGAGCACUCACACGCAGCCGUAGUCAGGUACAGUGUGGCAGGGGUAUACAGCGCUGCACACGGCCGCCCGCUACGGGCACAAGGAGGCGUGCGCCGCCAUCUUGAGCUCGGCGCGGUCGCAGGUCGACCCGCGCGACCACGGCGGCUGGACGCCGCUCGUGUGGGCGGCGGAGCACUCACACGCAGCCGUAGUCAGGGGUACACAGCGCUGCACACGGCCGCCCGCUACGGGCACAAGGAGGCGUGCGCCGCCAUCUUGAGCUCGGCGCGGUCGCAGGUCGACCCGCGCGACCACGGCGGCUGGACGCCGCUCGUGUGGGCGGCGGAGCACUCACACGCAGCCGUAGUCAGGUACAGUGUGGCAGGGGUACACAGCGCUGCACACGGCCGCCCGCUACGGGCACAAGGAGGCGUGCGCCGCCAUCUUGAGCUCGGCGCGGUCGCAGGUCGACCCGCGCGACCACGGCGGCUGGACGCCGCUCGUGUGGGCGGCGGAGCACUCACACGCAGCCGUAGUCAGGGGUACACAGCGCUGCACACGGCCGCCCGCUACGGGCACAAGGAGGCGUGCGCCGCCAUCUUGAGCUCGGCGCGGUCGCAGGUCGACCCGCGCGACCACGGCGGCUGGACGCCGCUCGUGUGGGCGGCGGAGCACUCACACGCAGCCGUAGUCAGGUACAGUGUGGCAGGGGUAUACAGCGCUGCACACGGCCGCCCGCUACGGGCACAAGGAGGCGUGCGCCGCCAUCUUGAGCUCGGCGCGGUCGCAGGUCGACCCGCGCGACCACGGCGGCUGGACGCCGCUCGUGUGGGCGGCGGAGCACUCACACGCAGCCGUAGUCAGGGGUACACAGCGCUGCACACGGCCGCCCGCUACGGGCACAAGGAGGCGUGCGCCGCCAUCUUGAGCUCGGCGCGGUCGCAGGUCGACCCGCGCGACCACGGCGGCUGGACGCCGCUCGUGUGGGCGGCGGAGCACUCACACGCAGCCGUAGUCAGAUUGCUGCUAGAGCAGGGCGCGGAGCCGACCGCGACGGACAUAGAGGGCAACGCGGCCGCGCACUGGUGCGCCCUGGCCGGCCACGCGCCCUGCCUGCGGCUGCUGGUGGAGGCCGCGCCGCGCGCCGUCGCCGCCGUCAACGCGCACAGGGACACCCCCCUUCACGUGGCCGCGAGGCAAGGCCACUACGCGUGCGUCGUGAUAUUGCUGGCACACGGAGCCAGGACGGAUGUAGAGAACAUAGCGGGCGAGCUGCCGGUGGAGGUGUGCUCGGGGCAGUGCCAGAGCGCCAUCUCGCUGAACAUGCAGAUGGCGAUCGCCUCGAGAGAGCAACUCACGCGGUACAAGAUGCUGUCAAGCGACAUAUCCAACGGCCGCGAGCCCCACCCCAUCCCGUGCGUCAACGAGGUGGACGACACGCCCGCCCCCGCGGACUUCACGUACGUGGCGCGCCACGUGACGCCGCGACGCGUCGACCUCGACGACACCAUCGACACACUCGACAUAUCCAACGAACGAGAGUCACACCCCAUCCCGUGCGUCAACGAGGUGGACGACACGCCCGCCCCCGCGGACUUCACGUACGUGGCGCGCCACGUGACGCCGCGACGCGUCGACCUCGACGACACCAUCGACACACUCGACAUAUCCAACGAACGAGAGUCACACCCCAUCCCGUGCGUCAACGAGGUGGACGACACGCCCGCCCCCGCGGACUUCACGUACGUGGCGCGCCACGUGACGCCGCGACGCGUCGACCUCGACGACACCAUCGACACACUGCAGCCACACCCCAUCCCGUGCGUCAACGAGGUGGACGACACGCCCGCCCCCGCGGACUUCACGUACGUGGCGCGCCACGUGACGCCGCGACGCGUCGACCUCGACGACACCAUCGACACACUGCAGCCACACCCCAUCCCGUGCGUCAACGAGGUGGACGACACGCCCGCCCCCGCGGACUUCACGUACGUGGCGCGCCACGUGACGCCGCGACGCGUCGACCUCGACGACACCAUCGACACACUGCAGCCACACCCCAUCCCGUGCGUCAACGAGGUGGACGACACGCCCGCCCCCGCGGACUUCACGUACGUGGCGCGCCACGUGACGCCGCGACGCGUCGACCUCGACGACACCAUCGACACACUGCAGCCACACCCCAUCCCGUGCGUCAACGAGGUGGACGACACGCCCGCCCCCGCGGACUUCACGUACGUGGCGCGCCACGUGACGCCGCGACGCGUCGACCUCGACGACACCAUCGACACACUGCAGCCACACCCCAUCCCGUGCGUCAACGAGGUGGACGACACGCCCGCCCCCGCGGACUUCACGUACGUGGCGCGCCACGUGACGCCGCGACGCGUCGACCUCGACGACACCAUCGACACACUGCAGCCACACCCCAUCCCGUGCGUCAACGAGGUGGACGACACGCCCGCCCCCGCGGACUUCACGUACGUGGCGCGCCACGUGACGCCGCGACGCGUCGACCUCGACGACACCAUCGACACACUGCAGCCACACCCCAUCCCGUGCGUCAACGAGGUGGACGACACGCCCGCCCCCGCGGACUUCACGUACGUGGCGCGCCACGUGACGCCGCGACGCGUCGACCUCGACGACACCAUCGACACACUCGACAUAUCCAACGAACGAGAGCCACACCCCAUCCCGUGCGUCAACGAGGUGGACGACACGCCCGCCCCCGCGGACUUCACGUACGUGGCGCGCCACGUGACGCCGCGACGCGUCGACCUCGACGACACCAUCGACACACUGCAGGGUUGCACGUGUACGGACGGCACGUGCUCCGCGGACACGUGCUCGUGCCAGCUGCUCGGUGUGCGCCGGUGGUUCCACAAGGGCCGUCUUGUACCCGACUUCCCCUACCACGAACCGCCCAUGCUGUUCCAAUGCAACCACACUUGUGGAUGCAACAAGAAACUGUGCACGAAUUCGGUAGUGACCCGGGCCACGGAAAACGGGUCCAUGAUGAUCCGAGCCUGCGUGUUCCGCGCCGGCGGCUCCAAGGGCUGGGGGCUCCGCGCGACGGCCAAGGUCCUCCGCGGGUCCCCGGUGGCCACGUACUGCGGGGAGCUGGUCAGCAUGGGCCACGCCGACACGCGCUCACCCGACCACUACAUGUUCGCGCUGGACGUGAAGCCGGACCUACUCGAGCAAUGCGAGUACAAAGUCCAGCUGUGCGUGGACGCGGCGCGCUACGGCAGCGCGGCGCGCUUCAUCAACCACAGCUGCCGGCCGAACCUGGCGCCCGUGCGCGUGUUCACCGGCAGCCGCGACCUGCGCCUGCCGGCCGUGUGCCUGUUCGCCACCAGGGACAUCGCGCCCGGCGAGGAGCUCUCUUUCGACUACGGCGACAAGUUCUGGUCGGUCAAGUCCAAGUGGAUGAAAUGCGAGUGUGGCAGCCCGGAGUGCAGGUAUCCGCACCAGGCCGCCGACGACGAGUGAGCCGGGUACCACAGCUCACCUC